Molecule: messenger RNA, 2219 nt
Organism: Wallemia mellicola CBS 633.66
Lineage: Eukaryota; Fungi; Basidiomycota; Wallemiomycetes; Wallemiales; Wallemiaceae
Product: Creatinase/aminopeptidase
Exons: 6
Coding region: 12-1832 (606 amino acids)
Molecular function (GO): metalloaminopeptidase activity
Source: RefSeq, a predicted model, not a curated record
GCUCGACUACCAUGAUGAAUAGAUUACAGCUACUCAGACGCACUUACAAUCAAUACCAAAUAAACGCUUUCUUUGUUCCAUCAGAGGAUGCUCACAUGAGUGAAUAUAUCGCAGACACAGACAAGCGUAGAGAGUGGAUUUCUAAUUUCUCUGGUUCUGCCGGUCACGCUUUGAUUACCGAAAAGGAGGCUCUCCUCAGUACCGAUGGUAGAUACUACUUGCAGGCUUCUCAAGAGCUUGACAAUGCAAACUGGAAGCUUCUCAAAGCAGGUCAGCCAAAUGUCCCAAGUUGGUAUGAAUACAUUCUACAAAACUACCAAGCUCCCUUUAAGGUUGGUAUCGAUCCUAAACUUAUCGCUUUCUCAGAAGUACGUAAAAUCCAAGACAAAUUAAAGUCAAAAUCAGGUUUCGAUCUGGUUCCGCUCUCAAACAACCCAAUUGACGACAUCGCCGAUUUACCUCCAUACCCAGAUAAUGAAGUCUACGUCCAACCUAUGAAAUUCGCUGGUAAGACCGUCACUCAGAAGUUAUCAGAACUUCGUAAUUACCUCACCGAGAAAGAUUGUCAUUCCUUUAUCGUUACCAUGUUGGACGAAACUGCAUGGCUUUUCAACUUACGUGGUACUGAUAUUGUCUAUAAUCCACUUUUCUUCUCUUACGCUGUUGUCACUCAAGAGUCAACAACGCUCUUUGUUAACAGCGCGCGUAUGACUUCAGAGGCACAUAAGGAAAUGGAAAAUGCUAAUGUAAACCUCAAGCCAUAUGAGGAAUUCUACCCAUCACUCAAGCAACUCAGCCUUGAUGCAGAGAAUGAAAACAAGAAAAUUCUCGUUUCAGAUAAGGCAAAUUGGGAGGUCGUUCGCUCAAUCGGUGAGAAGCAGAUUGACGUAGUGAGAUCACCAAUCGGUGAUGCAAAAGCUAUAAAGAAUGAAGUUGAAUUGCAAGGUACGAGAGAAGCUCACGCAAGAGACGGUAUCGCAUUGACUCAAUACUUUGGCUGGUUGGAAGAGACACUCAAGGAAAAUAAAGCACCAUUGAAGGAAUAUGAUGCCGCGUUGAAGCUUGAAGAAUACAGAUCAAAAUUGGACAACUUCAAAGGUCUCUCCUUCAACACUAUUUCUGCAACGGGUGCAAAUGGCGCUAUUAUUCACUAUAGUCCUAGUACAACUGACUCGUCUGUCAUUGAUAUAGAAAAGGUAUACCUUUGCGACUCUGGUGCUCAAUUCUUGGAUGGUACAACCGACGUAACACGUACAUACUUCUUUGGCUCACAGCCUCCAAGUGAUAAGCUUAAGAGAGCAUUCACAAGGGUUUUACAGGGCCAUAUAGCCUUAGCGACAGCUGUUAUACCUACUGACAAAGUUCCUGGACCAUUCAUUGAUUCCUUCGCUCGUUUACCCCUUUGGAAGGAAGGUCUCGAGUACAAUCACGGUACUGGACAUGGUAUUGGAAGCCACAUUGGUGCUCAUGAGGGUCCACACACUAUCUCACCUAGAUGGAACGAUGUCACUCUAAAGAAUGGAUACCUUGUAUCAAAUGAACCGGGAUACUACGAAGAGGGCCAAUUUGGUAUUAGAACAGAGACUAUCGUUGCUAUAGUCCCUCACAAGACCCCAUACAAUUACAACGGCACACAGUUUUCGACCUUUGAGACAUUGACAAUGUGUCCACUUGGAACAAACUUGAUUGAAGCUGAAUUACUUUCACAAAGUGAGAAAGAUUGGCUUAACACAUACCACGAGCGUUGUGUAUCUGUAUUGAAGCCAGAAUUGGAGAAGAGGGGUGACACUAGAGCUAUUGCAUGGUUGGAGAAGAACUCGCGCUCCGUAUAAUUUUAGUAAAAGAUGUUCUAUGCGCUUAUAUGAAUGUUUUUCUUUCUAUUCGUCUAUACCAGUCGUUCUGUGCUUGUGUGUGUGCUCUUUGAUUGAGUUUUGUUUUCCGUUGGGUCUGACACGCCUGUGAAUCCUAGAUUGUCGAAGUUGUCGUUUUCCAUUAAGCCAUUCUGCAUCCUGCAUUUCAGAUACGACUUCGAGAGUUCCCUACAUGCACCAUUAUUGUUCCUGUUUGACUUUAAACAUUUCAGAUAUUCUUUCAUCGGUUUCGUACAGUCACCAUCGUGAUCAAGUGGAAAUGAACCCCUGGCUGGUGGCGUUAUAGAGAAUAUAUUGUUAGAAGUAGAAGGGUUCCCAAAUCCCAUAAUGUGUUGCUUGUAAGAGUAC